Messenger RNA from Akanthomyces muscarius, 213 nucleotides. RefSeq lists its product as uncharacterized. Bases 1 to 213 code for a protein of 70 amino acids. The record is from RefSeq and is a predicted model, not a curated record. The transcript has 2 exons. Lineage: Eukaryota; Fungi; Ascomycota; Sordariomycetes; Hypocreales; Cordycipitaceae.
AUGAAUGUCAAAUCGAACGGGGAAGUCGGGAGGGUAUCCUUCAAACAGUUCCGAAACCUCCAGCUUCGAGAGCUUCUCCUCGACAUUCUUGGCGAGGCAUGGACUAUCUGGGACCAAGGCAAAGGUAGCUUUUACAUCAUCUUGCUCAAGCUGCACCGGCUUGCGUACUCUUUGGCGCAUAGGUCUUGGAUCGGCAUACAACAGCAUCUUUAG